Necator americanus (New World hookworm) is the source of this 312-nucleotide messenger RNA. RefSeq lists its product as uncharacterized. Gene Ontology annotation, biological process: nucleosome assembly. Gene Ontology annotation, molecular function: protein heterodimerization activity; structural constituent of chromatin; DNA binding. Bases 1 to 312 code for a protein of 103 amino acids. The record is from RefSeq and is a predicted model, not a curated record. Lineage: Eukaryota; Metazoa; Nematoda; Chromadorea; Rhabditida; Ancylostomatidae. The transcript has a single exon. Gene Ontology annotation, cellular component: nucleosome.
AUGUCUGGACGUGGAAAAGGAGGCAAAGGACUCGGCAAAGGAGGAGCGAAGCGCCAUCGCAAAGUGCUUCGUGACAACAUCCAAGGAAUCACGAAGCCGGCCAUCCGUCGUCUCGCUCGUCGUGGUGGUGUGAAACGCAUCUCCGGCCUCAUCUACGAGGAGACCCGUGGAGUGCUGAAGGUGUUCCUCGAGAACGUGAUCCGUGAUGCCGUCACCUACUGCGAGCACGCCAAGAGAAAGACCGUCACCGCCAUGGACGUCGUCUACGCCCUCAAGCGCCAAGGACGCACCCUCUACGGUUUCGGAGGAUAA